Messenger RNA from Hyalella azteca, 3400 nucleotides. RefSeq lists its product as uncharacterized. Bases 210 to 2423 code for a protein of 737 amino acids. The transcript has 2 exons. Lineage: Eukaryota; Metazoa; Arthropoda; Malacostraca; Amphipoda; Hyalellidae. The record is from RefSeq and is a predicted model, not a curated record.
AUCCACGCAGGUUCAAGUCUUCGUGUAAUUUUAUUGGUUUUGGUUUAAAUUCGAAUCGAACGUUUAAAUGCUCCUCAAUGCAAUAGCUUUAGAUCAUCAUUUUCAUUUUGAUUUUGAAUACAUCACAGCAAAUGUAACAAAUUAUUUAUCGUCAGGAAGAUUAUUUCCAAAAAGUUCCUAAUUACAUAGUGGACCUCACAAGAUUGAAAAUGGCAAGCAGCUUUCACGGCAUUUCGUUCUUCUUUGUGUUCGUCACGUUUCUGGCAACAUCGACGACAGCAUUCAACAAUUUACCAGCCGAAGACGAGAACCUGUCCUCCGGCACCAACAUAACGAAAACUGCCACCAUCUUCCAAAAUAAAAUGAAAACAAUGGGAAAUGGAAGUGAAACAAACGUUUCUCAAGUGCCAGAGAAGUUGACUGCUAGAGCGAGAGAUGGUCGCAGUGUCUGGACAAGCGCCGAAGACACCACAGAAGCAGUAACAACGAAGACCUCCGAUGCAGAUGAGCUGCCGGAGGAGCUCCCAACACCUGCUGCUUUAGCCAUCCCCGUCCCGUCUUUUCUUGCCAAUCUUUUCUCUGGAGUAACGAACCGCGAGUCACGACCAAGCCGGGUUCGUCACCGGGAAAAUUAUAGAUCUAAUCUUCAACCAGACCAGAUUAGCAGGUACGAUGGGCAAAGGAUUCAACAAGUUGUUCCGUAUCCCACAAGGACGCUUCCUAGAAAAGUCUACCGACAGAGGCAGGUUUCUGGGUCACUACCCGACGACUACCAAGACUAUGACCCUGUCUUCCAAAGGCAGAUACCAACUAGGAGGGCUUCCUUUGGCCAUAAUAGGGCGUAUCACAGAGGACAAAUGCAGGACUAUGAUUCUAACAAUGGACGGAAUGAAGUCGCCAUCAACGAUAAAUACGAUUUCGUCACGGAUGCUUCAAACUUGCCCAAAGUUGAGCUGCCAUCAAAAAACCGCAUUUUGGAUUCUGCUACUUUUAGCGUUCCUUUGUCCUCCCAAGUAGAAGAUCAGAACGCUUACUCUCUAAUGGAUAAGGCCCGAGGAACGGGUUUUGGAUCUGCAGUAAACUAUGGUGAUAGUAGGUUUGAUAUUUUGGAUCAUAAAUCUCACAUACAUUCGCGCAAAGAUAUCAGCUUCGAUUAUGAUGACAGCCAAAAUACGUACGAAGAAUAUGAUUACGACAGCCUUCCUAAACAAAAUUUUUAUCAAUCUUUCGAGACUCCAAAGUUUAAUGUCCAAGAAGACGGGAGUGGAGUUCUGAGUGGCUUAUUUAGCUCAGUUCAGUCGUUGAACCCUUUGAACUAUUUUGGUUCUUCUAAAGUGGCUGUAGGGCCUCCAGCCACGCGAUCUGGCCGGCGUAGAGGACAUCAGCUUCAUGGACCGCAACGAGCUCCUCAGUUGAGUGUAAGGCCUCUGUCUCAUGAAGCUGUAACGGAGAACGCAGCGUUCACAGAAUACAUCGACUUCAGUGAACUUGAGCCCUUCUACAGUACCGAAAAUCGGAGGUCAGAUGAACGCAGGAAUCGAGUCAGAGCAGAGCUACCUCCAGGGGUAAGGCACCUGGAGCCGCUGUCUAAAAAAAUACAGACACGUCGGAAACCUCAUUACACAUUCAGGAAUAAGCAAAUUCCAAAUGAAGCGGAAGGCCGCCGCGUCUACGCUAUCAGUAACGAAGAAGUGAUCUUUAACGACGCUCCUCAUUAUCGAGGCGUGACUCCUGAACAGAAGGAACAUCUUGCCAACGAUUUCAUCGUGAAUAUUCCUUCGAAUGAGGUUCAGUUCGAGGACGAUCCGGUAGAAGAAGACCCCAGGCUGGAGGCAUCCAAAUUCAAGGAAGAUUUCCCUCUUCGGGAAGAUCUGUACGUAGGUAAGGACGGUAAUAUUUAUUUGAAAAAUCCGAGCACUAAAAGCAAAAAAGCAACGGCCACUGAUUCUGACGAUUUUCUGGGGCUGCACAUGUACGGUAUGGACCAGCCACUGUACCAAGAAGUGCCCAAGCCUCAGACAAGAUUCGUAAGUUACACUUCAAAUGAGGCACGAAAAGGAAAGCAAGGCUUUGACAAGCGUAGACCACAUCCGGCAGCUCAAUCUCCGGUGCAGCCGUCGACAACCUCAAAUAACGGGCGAAUGGAUUCCGCUGAUCUUUCGUCAGACGAUGAAAUUCCAAAACUGGGAGGCCGGUCACCGCACGUGGACGCGGCAGAGGCGCCCUCCGCAGCUUCCCCGAACUUCGGUCGUCCGCUGGAGGCAACGCGUCGCAAGCCAUCGCCUCGGUUCCCAGCUUCCGGCCAGAAAACUCCCUAUGUUUCGGAUUUCGCAAAAACUUUACUGAAAGUCCAAAAGACGAAAGCAAGAUCAAGUGAAGUACAGCAAGAACGAUCCAGAACAUUUCGGCGCAUGAAGGAUUGAAAAAUAAGAUGUAACUCUAAGAUGAUCAAUUAAAAAUUCAUUGAAAGGAGGCAUUUCUCGUAAAGAGCCGCUAGCUGAAUCUAUGAUAGUCGAUAAAGAGUGAUCGGUUUUCAAGACAUGGCAUUCGGACCGAUUACAUAUCGCGCUAAAAAUUAAUUAAAUUGAAUAAUGAAUAAUAGAGCCUCUGGACGUAUCAACUAUCAACGCCUUUCUUUCGUCGCCGGCUCAAUGAUUUAGGAGGUAUUGGAUAUCAAAAUAUAGAGGCAUGCUCAAGAAACAACUUGCUAGUUAAACAUUAUUAGCACGCUGGUGUCGAGAGAAUGUACAUGCACUUUAUGGUUCAGUUAUUGUUAUUUAGUGGGAAGAAAGGGAACGACUGCAGCAAGUCGUUCAAUUAUUGUUCAUGAAUAUUAUCGAUUUAUUUAUUGUUAUCAAUUUGGUUUAGUUAGUUCACCUUCGCUGUACGUUUUAUUUGAGGCAUUAAAAUAAAGAAUCUUUAUGAUAUCCAUAAGAAGUUGACUUUAGAAUGUAACAAUUGUUAAUUAAAUAAGGAACUUAUAGAUAUAUACCAUAUAUACAUACGGUAAUAACAAUCGACGAGGAAUGCCGAGACCGAAUUUUGCUAUAAUUACCCUGGCGUUUUCCGUGCUGAUUAUUACAGCAAUAAACCUUGUAAUGUAAGAGUCGGAUAAGCUACAAUUGUCACUCCGACAAUUAAAAUCUAUUUUCAAAUGUGAAUAAAUCUACAAUUAAUUUAGUAUUGUAUGGAAAACUUCUGAAUAGAUGGGCUGAAUAAGCAACUAUCCCCAGGAUUUCUGUGUGGAAACAAGUGCGAGUUAAACAGGUUAGAACAAGUUUUUAACAAGUCAAGAAAUCGCACGCUACAUGUUUAUGAUAUUUAUUAAACGAUUUUUUCUGUCUGACACAACAUGAAAUUAAAAUUGACUUUUAUAUGUAAACGAUAACACUAAUUUAAA